CCCCUAGGCAGUAUUGUCAAAAUUUAUAAAUCAAGAUUUUAGAUUUUUCAAAAAUAUCAAAAUUAUUAACUUAAUUCUUCCGGUCCAAUGCUUUUCUCUUUAAUCUUUCGAUUGGCUUUGGUGGCUGGGACCGUGUAUGCCACCAAGGAGCUGGAUAUCUGGGGCCCUGCCUCGAACUCGGAGGAUCUGAUAAAGGCAGCCAAAAAGGAGCUGGGUCCUUAUGCGGAGAACAUGAAGCAAUCGGUGUGCUGCUGGCGGUGCAAGACCUGCACGGAAGUGACGGUGGAUAAGCCGUGGCGGGAGUCGUUUGUGGAUGCCUGGAAUGAUACCAUCAAGAAAGCCUUCAAUGGCUUAGGCAUUGAUGUACCCGUUUACUUUAGGCGAUUUCAGGAUGACGUAGCCAAUGGCAUCGAUGACUUGGUCAACAUCAACGAGGAGUGGUAAUAGAAUUUGGAACAUAUCUAAUUAUUAUUUGGAGAAUCAUGUAAAAUUGUAUUUAAAUAUAUAAAAAAGUAACUAAU
Messenger RNA from Drosophila ananassae, 521 nucleotides. RefSeq lists its product as uncharacterized. Gene Ontology annotation, cellular component: mitochondrial crista junction; MICOS complex. Lineage: Eukaryota; Metazoa; Arthropoda; Insecta; Diptera; Drosophilidae. The transcript has a single exon. The record is from RefSeq and is a predicted model, not a curated record. Gene Ontology annotation, biological process: cristae formation. The coding region runs from base 88 to 444 and encodes 118 amino acids.